AUGAAUGAACAACAAAGAAAUUUUGAAAAUUUUGCUGAUGAAAUAAUUAGAAUAGCUUCCCGUAUUCUCCAUGAAGGUGAAGAUUUAAAUUCAUUGGAAUUACAGUUGGAAAAAAUUGAAACUUUGCAUUCAAUGUAUGUCCAUUUGGAUAAUGAAAUCAGAAACAUACAAAGAGAACAACCAUUUUCUGGACAGAUAAUAGUAGCAGGUGUAUUAUGUUCAAGAGGAAUACAUGUUCAUUGUCAAAGGCUACGUGAGUCGUUAAAUCAUGUUGAUGCUUGGGGAAUGAUACAAAGAUGGUCCAAUAUAAUUCCAAGGUGUGUUUAUCAAGUUGCUGGCCCAAAUGCACUUUGGCAUAUUGAUGGAAAUCACAAGCUAAUUAGGUGGAAAUUUGUUGUGCAUGCAGGAAUAGAUGUAAGGGCAGAUCAUGGUGGUGAAAAUGCUUUAGUAAAGCAAUUUAUGGAAAGAUAUAGAGGGUAUGGAUGUGGUAGUUUUAUAGCAGGAUGCUCUGUUCAUAAUCAACGCAUUGAAAGGUUAUGGGGUGAUAUAAAUCGAUGUGUUUUAAAGAUAUAUAGAACUAUUUUUCUAUAUUUAGAAGAAAAUUUUGAAUUAGAUAUUGAUAAUAAUGU
This is a messenger RNA of Entrophospora candida, 629 nucleotides long. NCBI's taxonomy places the organism in Eukaryota, Fungi, Glomeromycota, Glomeromycetes, Entrophosporales, Entrophosporaceae. The record is from the annotation of a GenBank genome assembly.